AUGUUCGAUUUUAAAUAUUUAAGUGACAAACAUUUGAAGGGAUUCAAAAACUAUAAGUACAGUGCAAUCGACACUAGUCCGCUUAGCAAAUAUGUUAUGCAUCCGACAUGGAACGCUCUUGUGAAGAUAGUUCCCAAAUGGGUAGCUCCCAACCUCCUCACUUUUGCUGGGUUCCUGUGCAUGUUGGUGAAUGUGAUCCUCCUGAGCGUAUACGAUUACGACUGCACAGCAUCCAGCAUACAGGGUCGUGGUAUACCCAGAUAUAUCUUCACAGUGUGUGGGGUGCUUGUCUUCUUAGCUUAUCAUUUAGAUGGCAUCGAUGGCAAGCAAGCCAGACGUAUAGGUGUCUCCGGUCCACUGGGCGAAAUGUUUGACCACGGAAUUGACUCCUACAUUGUCUUCCUCAUACCCUUCUGUCUCUUCUCAGUAUUUGGGAGGGAUCAGUUUUCAAUACCAGAAUUUAGAGGAUAUUUGGUGAUUGUAAGUGUGGUCCUCAACUUCUAUGUGAGUCAUUGGGAGAAGUACAAUACUGGGACUUUGUACCUUCCAUGGGGAUACGAUCUUAGCAUGUGGGUGGCCAGUAUAAUGUUCCUUGUGGCAGGCGUUAAGGGACCUGAAGUGUACAAAACCUAUGUCUUCGGCGAAAUUACAUUCGUUCAGGGUCUGGAAAUAGCCAUACACACAACCGGCCUCUUUACAACCCUCCCAGUUGCUAUCUACAAUGUUUACUUAUCCUACAAGAACCGUACCGGUCGAAUGUACCCCAUCUUCGACGCGCUCAGACCCAUCUGGCCCAUGCUGAUAAUGCUGGGAACGAUGACGUCGUGGUGUCUCGUGUCUCCCAACACUGUCAUGGAACGGGACAUACGAGCGUUCUUGCUUCUAUUUGGAACUCUGUUCAGUAAUAUUGCGAGUCGUCUGAUAGUUGCCGAGAUGAGUCAUCAGCGCUGCGAUUCAGUAUGCUGGAUAAACGUGCCCGUGAUAGCAGGUGUAGGGUUGGCGUUAUAUGCCCCACAACAUGAACUUGCCAUGCUGUAUCUACUGACAGCUUUUGCAAUAGCUGUUCAUUUACAUUAUGGUGUUUGUGUGGUUCGUCAAAUGUGCGAUCACUUCAAAAUAAAAUGCUUUAAAGUUCCCAAAGAAAAGAGAAAAUAA
Messenger RNA from Leptosia nina, 1155 nucleotides. NCBI's taxonomy places the organism in Eukaryota, Metazoa, Arthropoda, Insecta, Lepidoptera, Pieridae. The record is from the annotation of a GenBank genome assembly.